AGUGAGUGUGUGUGUUUCGAGAACGGACCGUGUUGUGUAGUAUGAUAACGUUACUAUGGCUGAGUCGAGCAGCUCGAGCCAUUCGCACGCGGUUCCGAACGGGUCCAGUCGCCACGAGAAGAGUCUGGGUCUCCUCGCUAUCAAGUUCGUCACACUGCUGCAAGAGACCAAAGACGGCAUUCUCGAUUUAAAAGUGGCUGCAGAGUGCCUGGCCGUCCGACAGAAGAGAAGGAUCUACGACAUCACAAACGUCCUCGAAGGGAUCGGGCUCAUUGAGAAAAAGACCAAAAACACCAUUCAAUGGAAGGGAGAAAGUUCAGGGUGCCAGCCUCAGGAGAUCUUGGAGCAGGUGGAACUUCUGAAAGCUCAGAUAGCCGAGUUGGAGAGGCAGGAAAGAGAGCUGGAUGUGCAGAAAGCAUGUCUGCAGCAAAGCGUCAAACACAUCCAGGAAGACCCAGACAGCAGCAGAUAUAAUUAUGUGACUCAUGAGGACAUAUGUGACGUGUUUAGUGGAGAAACCCUCCUGGCAGUCAUGGCACCUGCAGGCACGCAGCUGGAAGUCCCUGUGCCAGAAAUGUCUCAGAAUGGCCUGAAGAGAUACCAGGUGAAUCUGCGGAGCCACUCGACUCCCAUCCAGGUGCUCCUGAUCAACAGAGAGAACUGUGGCUCCAGACCUAUUGUCUUCUCUGUGCCACCCCCAGAUGAUAUUUGUGCCAUGCCCACCCCGCCCAGCACACCUGCCAGCCUACAAAAGUACCCUCUCACUUCAGAAUCCUGCAGUUUGGAGCACAGCCGGCUCAAGAGUCCAGUGCCUGAGCAGCAGCUCACUCCCUUCUCUACUCCACCUGAUCUUCAUAUGGAAUGUCGCUCUGAGUCUCCUGGCAGCCAGUGCUUGUUGAUGCAGGAGCCUCUUGUUGGGCCAGAGGGUUCAGCAGAGCCACAUGGAGAUCUGGGAGGACAGGAUAUGCAGGCCAUGCUGGAUGUGGGAAAUCUGCUCCGUCUCAACACUGUGGAUCAAAUGAAGGAAGAACGAGAGGGUGUUGCUGAUCUUAUAGAUGAACUCAUGUCGACUGAUGUCUUCCCGCUAUUGCGCCUCUCACCCAACCAUGGUGUGGAUUACAAUUUCAACCUGGAUGACAACGAGGGAGUGUGUGACCUGUUUGAUGUUCAGAUUCUGAAUUAUUAAGAAAAGCACAAUUCUUGUGUGGACUUUGGCACAGCUGUCUUCCCUUCCAUGGUAACACUCCAGAGCAUUGCGACUAGUAAAUGCCAACAUCAUCAUUCAAAACACUCACUCUGUGCUCUACACAGACUGCACCUUGGCCUGAAUUCAUAUUAAUAUUAAAGUCCCUUCACACUGGAAUGUUUUUUUUUCCUCAUCCAUCUGUUUUUCUUAUGACACAUUGAGCACCACAGUAUGAAUCUUGCUGUAUAUUUUGAUAUUAAUAAUUAUAUCACUCAUUGUUGGCCACUAAUAAAUGGUAUAGUUCAUCACACUACAGUACAUUUGACAUGUGUUUAAAAAAACUUGAGAUUUUUUUUGUCUUGCUUCUUUAAGUUUUGGCUGUGUAGUUACUAGAGAAUGUGCAUUAAGAUGGGUUUAUUUGCCUUUAACACAGAGACCUGAAACAGUGUUUUUUUUUUUUUUGUGCUGGUCAGUUUUUUUGUUUUUGGUCAGUUUGUUUCCUGCCUCAUUUCAGCUUUGGAAGUUGUUUUAAAGGAUUUCUCUGUAAAAUAAUUUGUUUUCAUAAUUCUCAUACCUAAUUUAUCAUUUCAAGUACUCUUGAACAAAAGCCUGUUAAGCUGCCUUUAAUAAUCUAACGGUCUGAUGGGCCAAACACACGUGCCUUAGCACUAACUAAUCUAAGCAGUGAUUAGAUUUUUGUUUUGUACAUUUUUGUUAAAUGCUUUUUUUUAUUUAAAAAACAAUAAAACAAUUGCAUGAAUACAACUAUCA
Clarias gariepinus (North African catfish) is the source of this 1957-nucleotide messenger RNA. RefSeq names its product E2F transcription factor 5 (gene e2f5). Gene Ontology annotation, biological process: regulation of transcription by RNA polymerase II. Bases 56 to 1186 code for a protein of 376 amino acids. The record is from RefSeq and is a predicted model, not a curated record. The transcript has 8 exons. Gene Ontology annotation, molecular function: protein dimerization activity; RNA polymerase II cis-regulatory region sequence-specific DNA binding; DNA-binding transcription factor activity, RNA polymerase II-specific. NCBI's taxonomy places the organism in Eukaryota, Metazoa, Chordata, Actinopteri, Siluriformes, Clariidae. Gene Ontology annotation, cellular component: RNA polymerase II transcription regulator complex.